AGUGGUGGGGCACUACCGUACGGAGUGCUGGAGGUACUGGACUGAUCCAGUUGCUCGACGCCAGAUGGAAGCGGAUGGGUACGUGUGUCCGGCCGAAUUCAAUCGUAGGACUGGCGCUCCAUCACCUCCUAAGGACCGAGCACAACCACCACUUGCGGUUGAUGCGGCAACACAGAAUCGCUUGGAGGAGCUUGGACGUACGGUGGCUUCCGUACAAGAAUUCGUUGAGAUGGAACGCGCUAGAAGGGUUGAGAGAGAGCAACGUGGCCGAGAGCGUGAUGAAGCUAGGUUGGUCGAAGAGGCGGCGCGUGCGGCUGAAGUCGAGCGUGCGGUACGUAAGGCCGAAAAGCUCCGCAAGCGUGAAGAGGAGCAGUUGGCUAUGGCCAAAGCAGUGGAAGUGCAGCUUUCCGUGCGCUUGGGGGAUAUCCGGGAGGAGAUAAAGACGGAGGUUCGUAAGGCGUUAUCCAGUUCCUUGGUUAAACAACAAUUGACCGAGAUUGCGACCACUAAAGGCAAGGAGAAAGUCGUUACGAUCGAGGACCUUUCGUCGACUUCCGGAACAUCGAGCGAAGUUGAAGUCAUCACAGAGGGUACCGGUAAUCUCUCGCUCCAGGAGAAGCGCAAGCGAGGCGACGACGUACCAGUUGGCGAUAGCCCACCCGUGACCAUUCUGGCGAAACGUACUAGUAAGCGAUCAAGCAUUCGCCCGGUGCGCUUAUCGGAGUGCCUACAACGUACUCGGACUAAGAUCUCUGUCCGUCGGCCAGCAAGAUGUGAAGCCACUAAAGCACUCACUGCCCUGAAGCCACCUGCUAGAGACACUAUGAUGGAACGGAUGUUGUUUCUCGACAAUACUCAGAGAGAACUCUCCAAAUUGGACUAUGAUACUCUGCGCGCUAUUUGUCGCGAUGAGGGGGUUAACUAUGCUACGAAGGUGCAAGCGAUAUUUGAUGUCGCGUAUCCGCGUGCGUAGGUACAUUUUGGUGAAGCUAUACCGGA
This is a messenger RNA of Chara braunii, 999 nucleotides long. NCBI's taxonomy places the organism in Eukaryota, Viridiplantae, Streptophyta, Charophyceae, Charales, Characeae. The record is from the annotation of a GenBank genome assembly.